Fusarium coffeatum is the source of this 1233-nucleotide messenger RNA. RefSeq lists its product as uncharacterized. Gene Ontology annotation, cellular component: mitochondrion. Bases 1 to 1233 code for a protein of 410 amino acids. NCBI's taxonomy places the organism in Eukaryota, Fungi, Ascomycota, Sordariomycetes, Hypocreales, Nectriaceae. The transcript has a single exon. The record is from RefSeq and is a predicted model, not a curated record. Gene Ontology annotation, molecular function: metal ion binding; alcohol dehydrogenase (NAD+) activity.
AUGACUUCUUGGUACAGCGAGGCAAGCUCCCGUCCAGCUUUCGCCAGCAAGCAAGCUCCCGUGAUCAGCUUUGGCCGACCCUUUCCAGAAUUAUGCCUCAAGCAAGUCCAAGAGCAUUUCCAGUGCUCGCGAGUCUACAUCAUCGCGUCCCGUUCGUUAUCAAACAACACUUCUUCUCUUCAAGAUCUCAAGUCUGCUCUCGGGGAUCGCGUUGCAGGUGUUCGUAUUGGCAUUUCGCCACAUACACCCAUUCCGGAGAUAGUCGACAUUCUGGCCGAAGUCAAGACCCUCAACAUCGACUGCAUCGUGACUCUUGGCGCAGGUAGUCUCACGGACGGGGCAAAGCUUGUGCGUUUUGCCAUCGUCAACAAUGCUUGGACUCGCGAUGAGAUUGACACGCUCUGGGGCGGAAAGUCGCAUAAUCCGAACAUGCGGGAGACUUUGCAUAAGCCGACGAUUCCCUUGAUUUGUAUUCCGACCUCACUAUCGGGUGGAGAGUAUCAGGCUAUCGCUGGAGCGACUGAUGAAAAGACCAAAGCCAAGCAUACGUUUGAGCCAAACGUCGAUCCAGACUUUGUCAUUCAAGAUCCGCAAUUGACUACCACGACUCCUCGGAAGGUCUGGCUUAGUACUGGAAUCCGAGCCGUGGAUCAUUGCGUUGAGACAUUGUGCUCACUCCAGAGUAACCAGGAUGGCGACGACGCGGCAGUAAGGGGUCUUGAGAAGUUGAUACCUGGUCUACUACGAUGCAAGCAUGACCCAGAGGAUCUGGAUGCUCGCCAUCUCUGUCAGAUAGGUGUCGUGGAAGCCAUGCGCGCGGUAUCUAGUGGUGUACCCCUGGGUGCCAGCCACGCUAUCGGUCAUCAACUUGGCCCAUUGGGGGUUGGACACGGUGAAACGAGCUGCAUUCUUCUUCCUGCUGUGUGUAAGUUCAACGCCAAAAAGGGCGUCAACAACGAUCAGCAGAAGAGGACGCUCGAGAUAAUAGUGAAUCAGGAACCUGUCAAAGAACUCAUGCAAGGCGUGGAGGAUCAAGACUUGGGAGAUAUUUUGGACUUGAUUAUUCGAGAAUUGGAUAUGCCGAGGACACUGAAGGAUGUUGGAAUCGGUUCUGAUCACUUGCCUGGUCUGGCUAAGAAUAGCUUAAACGAUAUUUGGAUCAAGACUAAUGCUUACACGAUUACAAAGGAAGAGGAGGUUAUGGAGAUUCUGGAAGCCGCCUCGGGCGAGUAA